Molecule: messenger RNA, 14219 nt
Organism: Bactrocera oleae (olive fruit fly)
Lineage: Eukaryota; Metazoa; Arthropoda; Insecta; Diptera; Tephritidae
Product: frequenin-2
Molecular function (GO): calcium ion binding; calcium sensitive guanylate cyclase activator activity
Source: RefSeq, a predicted model, not a curated record
GUUCGACACCGCUGAGAUGGCAAUUCAAUACAUAUUCGACUUUCAGUUCGCGUUUAGUUGGUGUGCGUCGCACAGCGCAGUUUCGUGGUGGAGCAAAUCUAAUUAUUCACGUGUAACUUCAAUACAAAUAGAAACAGCCAUAAAUACAUCAGCAUACUAAAGGAGGUAUACGCCAUUAGUAUAGCCAUAUAUAUACUAUAUACAUACAUAUUUAUGUAUGAGUAGUGGUAUACAAGUGUGUGUAUACAAAGUAGCGGCGCAUCGUGGCUUUCACGCGUUGCUUGCCACUUGCAUUGGCCGUAAGCGAAUACAACAACAAAGCGGCGCAAAAUUUGGAAUAAAAUAAAAAUCAAUCGAGAAUGCAAUAAAAAAUUACAUUUUGUGCUCACCAAAGUGUAAUUUUGAUUCUGAUAGUUAUACCAAGCCUUAAGUAACUAAAGUGUAAAGUGUUAGAAAAAAAUCCUGAGAUAAAUAGUGUAUUCAAGCAAAAGUAGCCUAAAGUACAUCGCAACAACUAAAACCAAAAUAGUGUACACACACGUAAGCGGACGGCAGGAAAAUGGGCAAGAAAAACUCGAAAUUGAAGCAAGACACUAUCGAUCGUCUAACAACAGCCACAUACUUCACAGAAAAAGAAAUCAGACAAUGGCACAAAGGUUUUCUGAAAGACUGUCCGAAUGGUUUGCUGACGGAACAAGGUUUUAUUAAAAUUUACAAACAAUUCUUUCCGCAAGGAGAUCCAAGUAAAUUCGCAUCGCUGGUGUUUCGGGUCUUCGACGAGAAUGAGGAUGGUGCGAUUGAGUUUGAGGAGUUCAUACGGGCGUUAUCGAUUACAUCACGUGGCAACCUGGAUGAAAAGCUGCAAUGGGCAUUCCGACUCUAUGAUGUGGACAAUGAUGGCUACAUAACGAGAGAAGAAAUGUAUAAUAUAGUGGAUGCAAUAUAUCAAAUGGUGGGUCAGCAGCCGCAAACAGAGGAAGAGAACACGCCGCAGAAACGUGUGGACAAAAUAUUCGAUCAAAUGGAUAAGAAUCACGACGAUCGUUUAACGCUCGACGAAUUUCGUGAGGGUAGUAAAGCUGAUCCACGUAUAGUGCAGGCGUUAAGUUUAGGUGGUGAUUAACCAAAAGAGACUUAGUUUAAUUCUGCUAUAGAUUAAACGAGGAAACUCAACGGAAAUAAAAAACAAAAACAAAAAAUAGUUUAAAGUACACUGCAGGAAAAAAAAAUAGCAAAGUAAUUGUAAUUACAAAUAAUAAUAAAACAAACAGAAGGAAGGCAUAGGUUGAUAGAGGUAAAAAAUGUAUGAAGAAAAGGGUGUAAAGGCAAAAGAGAAACGUACUUUAUACGCACACAGCCGUACAUACAUGACUACUUUGGUGGCAUUAGACUACCAAAAGCGCUUAAUACACACUCACUCACAUGUAAACACUCAUAUGCAUACAUGUAUAUGUACAUAUACAUUUGAGGAAAAUAUCACCACAACUACAUGACAGUUAGGUUAAUGAUACAAAAAUAUAUGCGAGAAUAGAGCAAGCGGUAGAAAAGCUUCGAAUACCGAUUAUGUUAAUGGUUUGCAAAUACAAAAACCAAAAACACAUUAACAAACAACCAAAACAGUAAAAGUAAUGCAAUUUAUAAAAUAUACUCAUUGCAAAUGUAGGAGAAACGGGUUUAGCGUAGUUAAACAAAAUUCAAGCUGCAAUCAAUAGACAUAGGCGUACAUGCAUUAAAUAGCAUACAUAUGCAAUGUACACAAACACACGCACACACAUACAUGCAAACAUAUAGUUUAUAGUGAUGUCAACGAAACGGUAAUCAAAAUCUGCCCACAAAUAUGACGGCUAUACACUCGUAGCGUCAAAGCAGCUCACAAAAUACAAAAUUUAUUGAAACACUUGUACUAAAAAAAAAGAAAAUAAUAUUCAAAAUUCAAAUUAACUUGGCAGCACAAUUGUAUAAAGUUAAGCUAAAUUUCUGUAGAAAACGAGGCGAAAUCAAAGUAAAUUAUUUAAUAUACAAAAUUGCGAAAUUGCAUGCAGCCACAAAAGGUCGAAUACAAAGGUGCGUUUUGAACAACAAAAAAAAUUAAUGCUAAUAAACAAUAACAAAAACAUUUGCAAAUAUUUCCAAGUAAAACGUAAUUUAUAUGCAAAAUAAGAAAAUGAUUUUUAAAUAUGCUUAUAACAGUAAAUUUAAAAAUAAAAAAAAAACAUACAUACAUAUAUACACACACAAAAAUUACGAUAUAUGGUAAAAUACGUUAAAAAACUUGCUUAAAUUUUUGAAGGCAUGCAGUGCUCAAGUAGCAAAUUAAAUGCUACAGCUGCAAAUGAGAGUCAUGCUUUCCUAGCGUUACAAUACAACGCGAAAUAAUAACUGAGAUCAUGUAUUUGUAAAUAUUAGUCAAACGAAAUUGUUAUAAACAAUGACACCAAUUUAAAAUUUAUUACAUAAAGCUAUUAGAAUAUUCCAAAAAAUUACAACUUGAAAAAUUUACCUUACUACUUUUAUUUGAAACUUAAAACUCGUCCUUAAGACGUUAAAAAACUUUCAAAUAGUAUAUUACUUAUAAAAAUUAAAAUUAAAUAAAUAUUGACAUUAGCAAAUUCGAUUAGAAAACAAUUUUAUUGCUUAAAAGUAUUGUAGAAAGAAGCAUAGAGAUGUGCUUCGAAAAAAUAAAAUUCUAAUUCAUAUUUGAAAAUUGCUUCUCAUAAACUUUUAACAAGCAGUGGCUUUGUUUCGAUUUUUAAACAUAAACCUAAUAAUAACUCAUAAAUAUAUACAAAUUUGUUUAUCCAGCGCUUAAAUAGUCAUAGAUAUGGAAAAAGUCAGAUAAAUAUUCAAAAAAUGUAUAAUACUUUCUAAACUUCUAAAGCGCUUUUAGACUAGUGCAGCAGCCUUUGAAAAUGGUAAAAAGGUAAAGAAAUUCAUAGUAGCAUGAAACCCCUUGGAAACGAAAAAUUAAGUAACAGAAAUGAAAAGAAAAACAAUUUACGAGCCAUCUGUGGUAGGGAAGAGGAAGUGGAGGAAGGAGUGGUUGAAUUUUUAGGGGUCAAAAACGGUUCAAAUAUUAUAGCGGCAACCUUAUAUCGACAUAGAAUCGAAAGAAACCGCAUUUUCAAUCAAAAUUUCUUACGUCAAAAUAUCAAAUUUUUUUAAAUAAGCAGACUUUAUGUUUGUUAAAAUCUCUGCUUUCUGAUAUUUUGUAACUUCCAUAGGAUUUUUAGUUUUAUCGAAAAUCGAGAUAAACUCUUUUUAACCUUUAAAAAUGAAACAACUUCCUAUCAUACCGACCUCAGGUCGCCCUUAACUUAUUUUUCCUUUAAUUUUUGAUAUUUUAUUUUUCGUAUGCAAUGAGUUUCAAUCAACUUACGAUUAACUUUUGAAAAAGCGCCAAAAAACUUAUGAACUUUUAUAACUAAAGCUUUAAAGUUUGUUUCUUGCGAAAUAUGGUAAAGUAAUUCAAAAAUAUUCUUCUCUCUAGUAACCAAUAUACUAUCGAGAAAUGUCAAGUACUCGACCUUACAUUUUAUUUUCUAGCAAAAUGAUACACUUUAGAUUUUUUAGGUAUAAUGAUACUGUUUUUGAUUUUUGUCAAUAAAAGCUCAUGUUUUCGUUACUAAUUGGUGACAUAAAAUCGUCUUAAUCUGCUAAAAGCUAAAUCGAUUUACUCUUUUCUAAGAAUGACAAAGAUGAUGACUAUAAGGGUAUCGAUCUCUUAAACUAAACAGUUCAACACUAAAGUAACGACAUUUUUGUGCGGUUAUUGGUUUGGAGUGCGUUUGACAGAAAUUUAUUGUUUUGUGACGUCAUGACCGAAAACAACAUAAGCGUCUUUUUACAACUAUGAAUGAAGGUCGGUCAUAUCAAACCGUUACGGAUAACUUAAUUAGAACAUUGUUAUAGUACUGGACAUUUUUGAAAGUUUUCUUAUUCUUACAGUAUUUGUAUCGUGAAUAAUAAAAAAAUAGAAAGUUAAAAUUAAAAAAAACUAAAAGUUUUUUUUAAUGACUAUUUUCAAAGCAUAUAAUUAUUUAUUUUAUUUAUUUCAACUUUUAUAUUAUAUUAAAAAGUAUUCGAAGUCAAUUUUAGUAAUAACUUCCAUUAAAACCGUUUAACUAUAUGUUUGAAACAUAAAAUUUUUUAAUUAUUAAAAAUAUAUUCCCAUUGGUAUACCCAAAUUAUAACGAAAGUGAGUACUUUGUUCAAAAUUUUUCAAACUUUCGCCAUUUUUAUAUAAUCGUAAUAAUAUACGCAUGUUUUUUCUUUGCAAAAUUUUCAAUAUAUUAUAUACGUAAAUGUUAGUCAAAAUCUAAAUACUUUUUAAAUUUUUGCAUGCUUGAAAUUUUUAUUCGUUAAACACUUUUAAUAAGUUACAACAUUUAUAUUUCUCAAAAAAUAUUCACUAUUAAAGUACACACAAUGAAAUUUUAAAUAAAAAUUUAUAAAUUUUCUAAAUACUUAUACAAUUUAUCCUUAAACUCACACUUGUACUUUCUAAUGUUCAUAUUUUCUAAAGUUAUAUAACAGUGGUUUCAAUCAACAUAAUUCAAUGACUAUAUGUUUACGCGAAUUUUAAUUAAAGAAAAAGUACAGAAAAGCACAGCUUUAAGUGACCUCCGAAUAGCAGUUUUGUGGAGAGUACUGACAAGGCAUAAUCAAGCAUUUGGCUUUUAUCAUAACCUCAAAAAGCCUGCGCUAUUUAUCGGUUUUUAACUUCUUAAAAAUGCUCUUUAGUGUGACGUCACAAUAGCGUAGUUAUAUAGAGAUAACUAAUAAUAAACUUAGAAAAAAAGCUAGGACUAAAGAUUAAAGCUGUAUGAGAAUGUUGUGGUUUCUUUUUCAAACUUUUAAUUGUCAAUAUUAAUGUGACUGCAGUUAUUUUGUUUUAAUUUUCCAAAUUAAAAAGCUUGUCAACGUCAGGUCAACACACAUUUUAAAAAGUUUAGAAAGUUGUUAAUUGCGAAGUUCUACUUAAUUUGUUUCUUAAAAUUUUAACUUUAACUUAAUAAUCCUCUUGGAAAGCUUAAUUUGGCGAAGCAACUUAAAGAAAAUUUUUAACAUAUACAAAUUAUUUCCUUUAGAAACGAAUUUGUAUACUCAAUUCGUUAUAUUAUAAGCAGAUUACUACUUAAUUUUUUGUAGAAAAUUUUCGAAAAGAGUUCUGGAGACAAACCAUAGCAUUAUUUUGGCAACGAUACUACUUUAUUUUCACUCAUAUGUGAACAAAGCGUGCUGUUAUGGUUCUAAAGACAGCAAAAUUAGUUGUCGUGUGCUGGCAUACAUUUCCGAAUUUAUUUACUGUUAUUUUACAUACCUUCAACUUUACAUUUAUACUUAUUCCUGCACAUUCAACACUAGUUUCUCUCUUUUGUAUUACUUAUUCUACGUCCUCAACCUUUUUCAGUGUAUCACCAAUCUAAAAUAAUUUCUGUUUUAUAUGUGGUUCAGCUUUAUUCUUAUAUAUAAUACCAAAUAAUAAAUUUAAUUAAAUAAUUGCUAAGUAAAAAAAAAAUUAAUAGAAUUGUUUGUUUAGCCAAAAUAUCCAUAAAUGAAUUGAAUUACAUUAUGCGAAUAAAAUAUAUUAAGAAAAAAAUGCAAUGUACUUUAGAUAAAUUAAAUAAAGCAGUUUGUACACAUAGCCUGUUUAAGUCGAAUUCAUGUCGUAAACUAUAAAAAAAAACUUCAAAUAAAUGAACUAUAUGCAUAUUCGAAGCAGCUAGUUUUAUAUUUUCUAUAUUUUCAAUACCUAUUAAUCUUUAUAUACACAUUUAAAUUAAACAAAAUUAAUUUACUAAUCAAACUUUCAAUGCAUAUAAGUGCAAAAAAUUUUAUUUGAAAUAUUUAUAUUUUAUAAAAAUCUAAAAUAUCUAGCAAACACUUUAAACACCUACUAAUUAAAAUGUAUACACUUGCAAGCCUUAGAACUGUACCUUCUGUUUCUCUAAAUUUACGCUUAGACGUUCUCAUGGUGCUGGGUCACAGUUAUGUUGUAUCUACACAUAUAUGUAUAUGUAAGUCAUAAGUACCUCUUGCCUGCGGCCUGUUAACCAUGUAUGUAUGUAUGUAAAUAAUGUUAAAAUGCCUUGCUUUAGCAUUUACUUUAGCUCUAGUCUGUCGCUUUCACUUUAACAACAAAAUGUAUCUGCUAGUAUGUGUAUAUGUAUUAGCUUGUAUGUGUCAUAUCCUUUAAAAAAGUGGAUUUUUUUUUCAAAUAUAAUAAAUUUUUGUCUAUUAAUAUAUUGUAACUGCAUAUCUACCGUUUUAUUAUGUUAUUCCCGCAUUUGAUCUGCAUUUUUAUGUCUUCUAUUUUCUAUUACGUUCGCUAAAGCCUGUCCUUCUUACAAGUAUUUGUUUUUGUUUAGCGUAUACAGCCUUAGUAUUAUAUUAUUUAUUUAUAUUUUUGUUUGCCUACUUUAAUAUUUAAACACGCCGUAAAAUUGUAGAUGAUAUGACGCAUAAGACCAACCUUAGCUCACACAUUUGUAACCGAAUUAAUUGUGUGCAGUAUAAGACGUAGGCAUACUAAAGAUUUGUAUGCAAAUUUUAUGAAGCUAAAGAAUAUUAAUAAUAAGAAGUCUAGUCAGACUAAAAAUACUCGGAUUUAAUUUAGAUUUUAUUUAUAGCGUUGCCUAAUUUUGGUAUUAAAAUAUUUGAUUUUAUUAAAUUUGAUUAGUCGCUAUGUUUCUAAAAGUAUCACCAGACAGUAAAUGGGAAAUUAAUAUAAUAUUAUCAAAAAGUAUUUUAUACUAUAUAUUAAAGCAAUUAAUGCUAAAAGAGGAACUUAAAAACUUCGUUUUCGUUUACGAGAAUACGAAUAUAUAAGGUUUAAUAAAAACGCAACCAUUAUUUUUGCAUUACGUUAAAGGUUUUAUAAGCAUAAUUAGAAAUUUCUAAUUUAGGACAUAUAUCUAUGUUCGAUAACUUAUUGUCAAUUGUUAGGUAAUUUUACAAUGCCACUCUCGUAGAAAGCCUCGUAAGUAUUUUUAAAAAAUUGCGACAGUCGAUUUUCACUAGCUCCUUUUGAGGCGAAUUUUUCAACAGCCCAAAUUCAUUUGCAACAGACAGGAACCGAGAGUAAUCACUUGGUUUCAGGUCCACAUUAUAAAGUGGAUGCAUAAAAACCCCUCAACCAGGUUCCUCGAACUUCUGGCGAGUCACUAUCGAUGUGUGUGCUUUGGCCUUGUUCUAAUGAAACACAAUUCCUCUCAUAUUGAUUCCUUCUGGGCGAUUUCUUUCCUCAGACGGUCCAAUUGCUGACAGUGCAAGUCCGAAUUAAGAGUUUGGUGAGCAACUUAUAGUAGAUGAAUCCCUGCCAAUUUCAAACACAUAGCAAAACCUUUCUGACUGUUAAUCUUGGUUCGGUCAUCUUUAGAGUGGGGUUGUCCUGUAUUAAUGUUAUUAUCAUAUUAGUAUUUAGUUUUGGUUCCUCACGAGAUGAAUUAAUAUCCCAUUUUAAAGCAUCCUUGAUAUAAAGCGUUCUUACUUCAAAAAUAUAGUUUUAAUAGAAUUUUUUGAAACCAAUCAUUUUACAAAGAACUACUAGUAUCUAGCACAAACAAGCAGUGAUUCCUUACUAUACCCACCAACAUCGAAAGCUACGGUUUCAUUCACAAUUGAAACAUCUAAUUUCCUUACCCAAAACAAUUUCGAAAAUUCAAGAAUUUAUAUUUCCAUAUCCCAACCUUGUUUGCUUCUUCCAGUCAAAAAUUAAAUGCUUGAGUUCCUUGAGAAUGCUAAAAAGGCUACCAGAAAGCUUAACUUCUCACAAUUCCUAAAUAGUUAUAGCAUUAGCCAUCCUAUACAGGAACUAGUCGCUCAUUCAAAUCAUGGAGAGAGAGUUCUCUAUGCGUUUUAUGCAGGAAAUUUAAUUUAAAUGGAGAACACUAGCAUAUUAGCGUCAUAUUGUGUAAUGAAAGAGAAUUUCUUACUGUGUAACAUAACCUCAAUAUAACUUCAACUACGAGAGAGCAGUGCGUAUUAAAACCCAUUUUUUAGUGAUGUCGCUUGGUAUCUCCAGUUACCAAGGGUCAUCGUUUACAUCGAUCUCUCAUGAUAGUGCGAAAAAUAUUGCUCAUUCCAGAGUAUUCCAUAAAAUGUUUCGUCUUCCACGCGCCAGUUAGGCUAAGCAACCUUCUGUGUAUUAAAUUGAUAAUACCGUCCUUAACUUGAGUCCACCGAUAUAACAACAACAAUAUAAGAACUUAAUAACUUUCAGGUAAUUACACUCCAGUUUCCCACAUAUAUUUAUAGUGAAACAAUUCUAUUCAUUUUCACUAUUAACUAUCACUAAAAAAGUUAUUUGAUAUCUGAUGAUUUGUGGUGUUUGACUCUUUUAAGUUUUAUGUACUUAAAUAUCUACCCGUCGAAUUGAGAUCUGUUGAUAAGGCUACAUAUAUCUUAUUAAUAUUAAAAGUCAUAAUUUUCUUAAGCACCAGCUUUGAAUAUAUAAUUUAAUAAUAGCAAAUUCUUAAUACUAACGAAUAAAGAAAACUAUUCAUAUUUGUAGCAAAAAAUUUGUAAAUAUUAACUUAUAAAAGACUCACAUUAAUAUAUAAAAAUGAUAUUCAAAAGAAUUUUUUUGGUGUCAUAAAAUCAACAAAACUUUUUCCUUGGCCACAUUUAUAUCGGUAUUCUAGUCUAGAAAUUAAAAAAAAAAAUAUUUUUUUUUAUACGUCGAUAGUUCAAAAAUAUCUCCCUAAAAAAUGAUUUUCAAAGUUAUAGCCAUUUUAGUGUCUUCGCAACUCGCCCAAUUAAGUUUUAACUUUAAAUGGUUUUUUUCGAAACUACUUUUUCGAGGCGGUCGUCACGACUUCCAAAAAUGUCCUAAAUUUGAGCCUAUAGACUAGAAUACCCCGUUAAGGAAUGCACCCAGUGUGACUACCUAAAAAAUAGCGACAUUUGAGAAUUAACAAAAACAAACAACUGUAUCAUAAAGUUGUGAGGGUAUUUUGACACACUUUUGAAGAAUACACAGUAAAAUUUUCGAAGUAAAAAAUAAAAUACUAGUCGAGUUACUUGCGAUCUCCGACAUCACUAAAAAAAAAUUCUCCCCUGCAGCAGUGAAACCUGAAAAAAAUUAUCUACUACAAUAACUGAGAAAAUGCUGGACUUAGUGACCGACGUGCCGCCCUUCCGUAUUUACCGUCCGUAUCAAAUGAAAUAUGUCAAAAGUUAUGCCCGUACUAACAACGUAGAAAUCAGUUGUUCCCUUUUGUUCACACUUCACAUUGAAGUCUAUCUAUUUUUAAAUAAUAGUAUGUGACUGCGAUUUUGAGUUAGUUUAAGAACAUUUCAAAUACAUUCAACUUUACUUGUUAAUUACUUCAAAAUAUCGAGACUGACAACCGUGCGUUGUAAGAAAGCACUCAGCUGACCUGUUUUCUAAUCCAAUUUUCGCGGAUAUCCCACGUUACGGGCGGUAGAAACGAACGGCAGUAACGGUAGUGAGUGGUAAUUUUCAUUGUCCUCUCAUAGGUCGUAUCAGCUGAUACGGUAUACAGUUUUGCGUCUGUCACUAAUUGAUGCAAUACCGAAAAUAUUGCUUGAUUCGAUUUUUGAUCAGAUCAAAGUACUAGUGAGUCAUUGGAGAGCUAUAUAUGUUACAUAGUAUGCAGAAAAAUCGAUCGAUCGGAUUAUUUGUCUUCGCGUAAACACUCAAGCAACUUUGAAAAAAGAAGUUUUGAGCAAAUCGCUCUAACAGAUAAACUCAUAGAGCUAAUUGAACUGAGCGUCUACAAUUUAGAUAGCUGUAACUCAAAAAUAUUUGAGAUAUGGAUUUAAAAUUUUAGUAUUUUAAAUUUAAAGGUAUUACUUAUCGAAAUAUGAAAAAUAAUCAAUUUUUUUUUAAAUUUGACACUCGAUGUGCCCUUUAGGCAAAUUUUUAAAACACAGCAAUUACUCGUAGUAGAAAGCACCGCUCUGUACUAAGAUUCUAUAGAAAAUGCUUGUAUAACACCAAAAAAUACACAAAUCACCAACAAUUUGCAAAUUUUAUUAGAAAAGCCUUGCUUAUUAGAUAUUUAUUGCUUAUAAAACAUAUAUAUAAACAACAACAAGUAAAUAACAAAUUUAUAUACAUAAACUCACAGGUAUUAAAAAUCUAAUUAAUUAUAAAACUGUGACAACACUUAGCUGCAAACAAUCAAUUUUAAGCGCUUACUUUACACUAAUAACAACAACUAAAUAACUAUGCUGUUAAAUAUUUAUCAAAUUUACCACAAAAAUAAAUUUAUUAUAGUCAAUAGUAAUAAGCUAUUACUAUCAACAUAGAAUUAAUUUAUAUUCAUUCAAGCACUAAAAAAAGAACUUAAAGAAUUUCAUACAAAACAUAAUUUCAAAAAAUUACAAAUGAUGAUCAAUGUAAAAAAAGUUGGAUUUAUAAUAACAUUUCCACACAAUGUUCCAUUUAACGAAGAAAUUAAAUACAAACAAAAACAAUUUUAAAUAAAAUAUUCAACUAAAGUUUUUAUGUGAAGUGGCGAGAAAAACACAGACGAAUUGUAAAUAAAUAAUGUAAUUACUUGAAGCGUCGACGAAUAAUAUAAAGUUAUAUUUAAAUAGCAAAAAAAAAACAAAAAAUAUACAUUUCACUGCAAUAUAAUUAUAAUCCAGUUAAACAAAAUAUUCCGCAAACAGUAUUUUUAAUUGCUUUGUUAGUUUAAAUACAUAUGUAUAAAUAUUGUUUUUUUUUUGUUUUUUGAGCUGAUAACAAUUUGCUUUAUUAGUAUGCGUUAGAAUUGUUAUCACCUAAUUGUUCAGAAAUAAAUUCAAAUACUCCAAAAAUUUUGCUUUGUUCUAAAGGGUGUUUUGUUUAGACAAGUAGUUUUCAAGAAGAAAUAAAACGCAUAUCAUUUAAUGUUAUGUAAUAAACUCCAGCCGAGAAGCCAAAUUUGCGAUCACUUUUUGCGGCAUUUGGCGCCGUAUGCCAGCGCCGAAUAUUAUUUGCCAAGGCGUCAAUUGUCGUAUAUCGUUGUCUUCUUGAAACCAAAGGUCGUCCACAACAACAUUAUCAAAUUCUGGCACGAAAAAGUCAUUAAUCACAGCUCUAUACUCUUUCUUAUUGAUUGUAACAUUAUGGCCGCCUUGAUUUCUGAAGAAAUAUGGACCAAUGAGUCCCUCUGCCCAUAGAGCACACCAAACAGUGACUUGUUGAGAAUAAAACGGCAUCUGAACAAUGACUUGUGGGUCACUUCAAAUGCGAUAAUAUUGUUUAUUAACGUACUCCUUUAACCAAAAGUGAGCGUCAUCGCUGAACAAAAUUUUCUUAUGAAAAUCGGGUGGCCAUCUCGUUUGAUAAUAAAUUUGCACUAUUUGCAAACGUUGCUCCGGCGUAAGUCUAUUCAUUUUGAAAUGGAAAACUAAACUUAGUAUAAAUCAAGUAACAGCUGUCCAAAGGACCAAAUCCGAAAAAGAUAUUGCCUCACUGAAAACUACUCCCUUACAUUUGCUUAGAUAAGACUAAUCGCAAACAUUACUUUUUUUUUGAAACCAAACCAAUAUUUUCGAAAGCCUGAGACAUAAGUAAAAAAAAGUUUUUGCUCUGUUUUUCGAAAUAAGCAAUUUGAAGUUCAAAAAAAAACUUUACUAUUAGUUAUUAUAGUAUAUGGACAGGAAAACUUUUUUUCUUGUUUCAAUGGUGUAUACAAAUUCUCGGUCAAAGUUAUAUGGGAUCAAAGUUGGAUCUACCAAAAUAAAUAAAUAUUUUAUUUUUCAGGAAUACUGGCUUGACUUUGAAACAAUGUAGCUUCUGGCAUAAAGGCCUGACCGAAAAAUGUUAUACACUAUUGUAAUAGAGUAAGGUAGAUGAUGCCCACAUUUUUACCUGUUUAGGGACUGCGUUAGUUUAUAUUAAUAAUGAGUAUAAGCUAGAAUUAAUAAUAAUUUUUUCAAUAAACAAAUUAAUAUCGAAAUUCGAAGGCAAAUAUUUCUAUUUUGAGAGCUAACUUUAAGAAACCGAUAAAUUACUUUUUUGCUUGUAACUAAAAUUCUGCAAAAAACUCAUCCGAGUACAGUACAGUGUAAUGUAUAAUUGAAGACCUUUCGGUAUACGCCCUUAAAGCAAUCAAUUUGAACCCUACUUUCAAUCAAUUCUUCAAAAAAUGCCUUCUAUAGUAUGGAAACAAGGUUUCCAGCACGAUACAUAUUUCUUUUCCUAAAAUUUUUGGUAUAGUCGUUAUUAAAAAUCUUCAAAAAGCUUAUUAAUAAGCUGCUGUCGAUGAGAAAAGACGGCGUUAUUGUAAUAUCACAAAAUAAUUACUGUCAAAAUUUCAACAGAAUCGUAGUUUUGUUUCGACCGUGAGGAACAGUGGAACAAAGCAAACUAUGCUGAGAUAUGAGUUACAAAUUUUUAAAGUUUUUGUUUGACUUUUAUAAGCUAAGUACUUAUCGAUCCGAUCUGGUAUAUGUCUAAAAGUGAUUUUUUUUGUGAAAGAUCUUUCAAUUGGUCGGUCGGUUUUUGUACACUUUAUUUACUUCUUUUUAGAAUUUUCUUGUGACUUGCAUUUACAUAACUAAUCUUAUAUGUAGGUAGAAUUUCAGCUCUUUGCUUUUACACUUUCAUUAUCUUCAAAUCCCUUAUUCAAUAAAUGUAUGCAUUGGUUUAAAAAACAUUGCAAUGCAUUGAUUUAUAAAAAGUUACUUCCUGUAAAACUUUGAAUCAUAUUAUGACCUGGAUAAGCUUGUUUCCAAAAACAUAAAAUCUAAAAACUAAAAUCAAUAUUUAAGCUAAAUGAAAACUAAAAAGAUAGUCAGAGCUAAUGGGUACUAUUUUUUGAAAGCUUCGUUUAGAUGAUAGUUCCAAUAUUUUUACCUUCAAUUCUAUAAAUUUUUAAAUGAAUAAGGAAAGGGUACUCAUGUAAGUUUACCUCUAAUUUUGCUUGAACAUUUCUUUACCCAUUUUUCUAUUUUCUUCAAGAUUUAUUGAAGACUUUUUCUCGAAGCCUUUCCUCACAAUUUUUUUUCUGAAAACAUUCUCAAAAUAGAUCUCAUAGUUGGGAUUUUGAUGUUGACUAAUAAAUGUUUUUGUCCCAGCAGGUAUCUUAACCAAAGGCAACAGGAUGAUAUUUCCAUCGUAAGAAUUAUGUAAAUUAAACUUGAACAAAAGAUUUAUAUAAAGGCAAAUUGAUUUAAUACAAACUACUUUUUAUAUGCAUUUGAAUUUACAUUACUGCAUAGACUUGGAUUAUACUGUUAUCUCUAAUUAUUAAAGCUAAUACUACACAUUAAGUUUUCCUUCGCAAGAUCCCUUGAAUAACGGCAGAUUUCAAAACUCGCUAGUAAUAAAUUUGUAUAAAAUAUUUAUAUGCAUAUAUACUUACAUAUGUAUGUAUAUAUGGUAUAUUUGAAGCAUUGUGUUUAGACGCAUGCAGAGCCUAAAGCGUAAAUAUUAAGCAAUACAUUUUGCAAAUUUCUAAUAUAUUAUAUAAUUGUAUAGAUAUUUAAAAAAAAUUAUGCAAAAUAUUAAGUAUAAAACGAAAAACUAAAAUCGCAUAAACAACAUGCAUAGAUUAUUAUUAACUGUUAUAUAAUAAAAAGCGCCCAAUAUCGGCUAAGCUAUAUACUAUAUAUAUAUCAUACAUACAUAUAGACAUGUACACCAAAAGUCAGCAAUAAACUCAUAAUUUUUGUUAAAAAAAAACAACUAAAAUAAUGAACAAAACAAAAAGCAGAUGAAAUAAGAACAUCAACAGAGCGUAAAAACUAAAAACUUGAAGCCACCUUUUUGUUAGUGCAAAAUAAUAAUAAUUUAUUAAUAUUUUUAAGAUAAACACACAUAAGUUAUUAUACAACAGUAAAUAUAUAUACAUAAUUAACUCUGAAAAAAUUAGUAAAAUAAAUGCUGUAAACAUAUAUAUAUACAAGCCUAAAAAAAUGUAAUUACAGUUAUAUCAAGUAUGGUAUAUAUAAUAAUAGUUAUUAAACUUGCUAAAAAAUUUUGAACAUACAAUUCAAGCUGAUAAUAUUAUAAAUUAUAAAAUAAUAAGAGAAAACAUUUUUGAGUGCAAUUUGCAAUUAGUUGAACCAUAAGUGAGGUUAUGUGGUGCAGCUUUGUAUGUAAGCGUAGUUUUUCGAAAAGUUUUAAAGCGUUUCAUCGAUCGCUCCGAUCAGCAAAAAAUUAACAAUUGGAUCAUAAACGUUAAGACAAAAUGAUUACAGAUAUACAAAUAAAGAAAUAUAUUAUAUAAAUAAAGAAAAGUUCAUCAAUAAAAUAAAUA